Messenger RNA from Chelmon rostratus (copperband butterflyfish), 6527 nucleotides. It is a transcript of the gene sulf2b, whose product is annotated as sulfatase 2b. Gene Ontology annotation, molecular function: calcium ion binding; N-acetylglucosamine-6-sulfatase activity; glycosaminoglycan binding. Gene Ontology annotation, cellular component: cell surface; endoplasmic reticulum; plasma membrane. The coding region runs from base 540 to 3164 and encodes 874 amino acids. NCBI's taxonomy places the organism in Eukaryota, Metazoa, Chordata, Actinopteri, Chaetodontiformes, Chaetodontidae. The record is from RefSeq and is a predicted model, not a curated record. The transcript has 25 exons.
UGUUGCAACAGAUGGCUUUACCAGCGGCGGCUUGGCGGCGGCGGCUGCACUGAGGAACUCUGGGACGCCGUUAGACAGAGGCAGAGAAAGGAGGGAGGAGAGUAUUAGAAAGUCACAGCGCUCGAGCAGAGGUAGAGACAGACUUCUUCCUCGUCCUCCGUCUCCGUCUCCAAACUCACAGUCUCCCUCUCCGGACAGGCAGGAAGACAUGUUAGUGUGAGCGCAAGUUUUGUGGCUAACAGGAGCAGCAGCUUUAUGAGGAGAUGACUGUGUGAUCCGAGCCUUCAUCCUCCUCCUCCUCCCGCUGCUCUGGGGUCAGAGAGGAGAACACCUGCUGACAGCGAGGAGCUCCUGAGGGAGGAGACGCGGCAGCAGGAGGACUGAACACAGCAGGAGACUCGACGCACGCGGCAGGUCCCUGCUGAGCUGAUCACUGUCAAGCACUGGUUACACUGCAGAGUGUCUGCACAAGAAGCUGAGACUCCUCGGGGGAAGCAGCUGAUUGGUUGAACGUUUGGGGAGGUCAGGGGUCGAAGGCCAUGGCGGGCCGACUCCUCCUCUUCCUGUGCAUCUCUGUGACGCUCUGCCCCGCCCACUUCCUCUCUGGCCAGCGUCUGAAGCCCCGCCUCCAGAGAGACCGCCGCAACAUCCGGCCGAACAUCAUCCUCAUCCUGACCGACGACCAGGACCAGGAGCUGGGGUCGAUGCAGGCGAUGAAUAAGACGCGGCGCAUCAUGGAGGAGGGCGGGACUUCUUUCUCCAACGCCUUUGUGACCACGCCCAUGUGCUGUCCGUCACGUUCGAGCAUGCUCACUGGGAAGUACGUCCACAACCACAACACCUACACCAACAACGAGAACUGCUCCUCGAUGUCAUGGCAACGGCAGCAUGAGCCGCGGACCUUCGGGGUCUACCUCAACAACACUGGAUACAGGACAGCCUUCUUUGGAAAGUAUCUGAAUGAGUAUAACGGCUCAUACGUCCCUGCUGGGUGGAGGGAGUGGCUCGGUUUGGUGAAGAACAGCCGCUUCUACAACUACACACUGAGCCGCAACGGAGUCCGAGAGAAACAUGGAGCACAGUACCCACAGGACUACUUGACGGACCUGAUCACGGCCGAGUCCAUCAGAUACUUCCGCUCGUCGAAGCGCGUCUAUCCUCACCGACCGGUGCUGAUGGUCCUGAGCCACGCUGCCCCGCAUGGACCUGAAGACUCAGCACCGCAGUACAGCACCGCCUUCCCCAACGCAUCGCAGCACAUCACUCCCAGUUAUAACUACGCUCCGAACCCAGACAAGCACUGGAUCAUGCGUUACACCGGCCCCAUGAAGCCCAUCCACAUGGAGUUCACCAACAUCCUGCAGAGGAAACGCCUGCAGACGCUUCUGUCAGUGGACGACAGUGUGGAGAAGCUCUAUAACAUGCUGGUGGAGAUGGGCGAGUUGGAGAACACCUACAUCAUCUACACGUCUGAUCACGGCUACCACAUCGGACAGUUUGGCCUCGUCAAAGGUAAAUCAAUGCCGUACGAGUUCGACAUCCGAGUCCCGUUCUUCAUCAGAGGACCCAACGUGGAGCAAGGCAGCAUUAACCCUCACAUUGUCCUGAACAUCGAUCUGGCUCCAACCAUCCUGGACAUCGCUGGUCUUGACACUCCUCCAGACAUGGACGGGAAGUCGAUACUGAGUCUACUGGACACUGACAAACCUGCUAACAGGUUCCAGGUGAACAAGAAGCCGAAGGUGUGGAGGGACUCGUUUCUGGUGGAGAGAGGGAAGCUGCUGCACCAGCGUGUCGAGGGAAAGGAAGUGUCGCAGGAGGAGAACUUCCUGCCCAAACACCAACGAGUAAAAGACCUCUGUCAGAGAGCCGAGUACCAGACGCCCUGUCAGCAGACCGGACAGAAGUGGCAGUGUGUCGAGGACGCCACGGGGAAGCUCCGCCUCUUCAAGUGUAAGAACGAAGGGGGAGGGGCUAAGAACUUCCAGAGGGGCGUGGCCGGUCGUCAGCGUCCACUCAGCAUCAAGUCUCAGCUGUACCAUCAGAGCUCCGACGCCUGCGACUGCGACCUCCGCGACCUCCGACCUCUGAACCUGCGGCCCUCCAUGAUGAGGCCGUUCAACAAGAAGCCGUUCUUCUCUAAGAAGAAGUUCAAGGCCCUGAAGAGUUACUCCAGGAACCGUUACAGCCGCUCUGCAGCCAUGACGAACAGUUACCCCGGUAACAGCAGUAUGAUGGGCGGGGCCAACUGGGCUCUGCCAAUACGAGACGAGUCUGAGGAUGAGUUCAGCGGGAUGGGAGGAGUUCCCAACGGCGUGGCGCUGUCCAGCUCCCUUAAAGUGACGCACAGAUGUUCCAUUCUGUCUAAUGCCACAGUGAAGUGUGACACAGGAGUUUAUAAGUCUCUGCAGGCCUGGAAGGACCACAAGCUGCACAUCGACCACGAGAUCGAGACGCUGCAGACGAAGAUAAAGAACCUGAGAGAGGUCAGAGGUCACCUGAAGAAGGCCCGCCCCCUCCAGUGUGACUGUAACAAGUACCUGUAUAAAUCCAAACUGAAGAAUAAGCUGCGGUACAGAGGAGGUGGUCUACACCCCUUCAGGAAGGGCGGGACUCGGGACAAGAAGGCGUGGCUUCUGAAGGAGCAGAAGAGGAGGAAGAAAAUGAGAAAGAUGAUCAAGAGGAUCAGAAACAACGACACGUGUUCGAUGCCCGGACUCACCUGCUUCACACACGACAACCAGCACUGGCACACUGCACCCUACUGGACAUUGGGUUCAUUCUGCGCCUGCACCAGCGCCAACAACAACACAUACUGGUGUCUGAGGACGAUAAAUGAGACGCACAACUUCCUGUUCUGUGAGUUUGCCACUGGCUUCCUGGAGUACUUCGACCUCAACACAGACCCAUACCAGUUGAUAAAUGCUGUCAGCUCUUUGGAUCGGACGGUUCUCAAUCAGCUUCAUGUUCAGCUGAUGGAGCUCAGAGGCUGCAGGGGACACAAACAGUGUAACCCUCGCACGCGCUCAGUGGAUCAGGCAGGAGGGCGGGAACAUGGCAGCUUUGAUGACUACAGGCUGUUUGAGAGGAGGAGGUGGCCGAGAGUCAAGAAACCUUCAUCAUCUCGAACCCUAGGUCCGAUCUGGGACGGCUGGAAGGGCUGAGCCUCCUGAUUGGUGGGAGCAGGCUCCUGACCCCACCCACAGCAGCCUGAAGGAGCAGGGCGUGGUCGUUGAGAAGGCAGCGCCAGUCGACGACCACGCCCCUGUUUCACCGGACAGCCAAUCAGCUUCUGCCAUCUCUGUGACAUCCUUUGGCCCUCCCACCCUGCUGCUCAGGGAGACGCUGGGACGAAACACUCAACGCACCUCUUCAUCAGAUGCUCCUCCCUCCUCCUCCUCAGCUCCUCGCUUCUGGUCUGAGGAGGGCAGCUCUGGAUGGAGGAGCCAGGGGGAGGAGGAUGAGGAGGGGGAUGGUGAUGAAGAGGAGGAGGAGGAGGAGGAGAUUGUUGUGACAUCGACAGUUAAAUAUCAGUAGCUUAGUUUUUCGCCCUGAGUUUUACCUUCCAGGUGGUGUUUCUGCCCACAGCUCAUUCUGAAUGACACCAAAACGCGAUCUGAUGACCUCACUGUCGAAACUGUCUUCUCAUCAUGUCCGUUCUGUCUGAUUUGAUUCUUUAGAGUCAAGAAAUUAAAAAAAAUCUAUUUCAGAGACCUUGAACUUUAUUCUUUAUUGUUUCAAGAUACAACCACUGAUUCCUGGAAAGUCCUUGAAACAUCAUUUUAGACAGAAAGGCCUGCGAUGACGCCUGCUCCUCCUCGUCUUUUACGCUCUUAAACUGAACAUACGUCGUAUUUAGACGUUUACGAUUCAUCACAGUAAGUUAGCUUUUUCCUGUCUCUGUGUGGAGUUAAAAAAUCUUGUUCUUGAGCUCCGCCCACUAAAGGCUAACUCAACCAAUGACAUUUGCUUCUGUUUCCAGAAACAUUUCUGUUUCUGCUUUUUUGUCUGAAAGGCUGAAAAUCGAUCAGUCCUCCGUUUGUCUGACUGAAUGAGUUUUACUCAUUCUGCUGAACAGUCCCGUUUAUAGAAGAAGAGCUCCUCCUCUCCUCUGCGUCCUCCUCCUCCUCCUCCUCUUCAGGUGACCUCCCGGCGGCCAUAUUUGUUUUACAUGUUCAUAUUUAGUCUCUCUAACAGUCUGUAAAGACAUUAAAGGACCUGUUCUCUCUGUUGUUGUUCUUACUAAACUCAGACGGAGACGGAAGCAGACAGACUUCCAUGUCGAACACUGUGACAUCACCGCUGAUGUAAAUGUGAUGUCAUUUCUUUUUUUAAAAUUUCUUCCACUAACUUGAGCGUUGGUCACCAUGGUGACCGACGGCUUUACUGACGACAGAGCUACAGUUGUACUAACCUGGCGACUGACUUCAGUACCCACGAUGCAACACGGCAGCCCUGAGGAGAAUGACGACGAGAACAUUCUGGAGUAAAAAUCAAAAGAUGCCAGACUGCAGGAUCUUGAAAUGAGCCAAUGAGAAGAGGAGCAGGCGGUGAUGUCAUUGCAUCCAGAUGUUUUUGGAGAAUAACGGUUUCAACUUAAAGCUUCAGUCUGGAAAUCCAGCUCUGAGCAGAGCUCUGGUGUUGUGUCACCACUUUUUGUGUUUUUUUUACUCAUGUUAACCAUCAACCAUCACCGUCCAAUCGCCCUCUUCCUGCACAUACGUUCACUCGCCCUUCAGUUCAGUUGUUUCCUCCUCUCAGCUGAUUUUGUUUACUUUCAAGUUGUUCUGUGGCAUCCAUGUUGUCCGUCACCCAAAUCCAGCUGGUCAGAAACGAGUUCAGAAUUACAUGUAACUUAUGAAAUGUAAGAUAUAACUGUAGAGAAACACGACUGCAUUCACACAAGAAGCGAAAGGUUGCACACGCCUGGUGUUCCGGAGAUUUCUGCCGACUUCAUUUGAUAGAACGCUGAAUCUGUUUGGAUGUGAUUUGACGUUUAUGAGCGACAAAUGUUUCAACUCAUGAAUAUUAAGACAUCAGAUGUGCGUCAGCGUUAAAAUCGCCUCUCAGAUGCUCUAAAUCAAACAUCCCACCGCAUGCAGCAGUGAACGGGUUCUGUUAGCAUAGCAUGGGAGCUAAAGCAGCUGCACCGAUUAGCCAGUGUAUCGACCAAUGAGGUGACAGCACCGUUCCCUGGUGCCAGAUCCCUGGGGGACUUUAAAUGUUCAUAUUUGGUCAGUUGUGUCCUCAAAUGACCUAAUUAGUUCUCUCAGAUUCAUUGUUCCUGCCUUUGAAUUGUUAAACCCCUCAUUGGAGUGAUGGAGAUUAUUGGCUUCAAGCUCCGAUUCGUCCUGUUUUCUGCAAUAAUAUGAAUGUCUCGAUGAUCCAAACUGUCAUACAUCCUCCUCAUCAGCAGGUCCAGUCAAGGUACCCGAAUUUAACGAACCAGAUCAGAUCUACAAUUGGAGAAACAGCAGAGUCGGUUCCCUCCGUCAGUGAGGGUCAGUGUGGUGUUACUGUGCUUCACCAGCUUCCAUGAAGAGCUCCUGUGUUGAUGGAACAUCAGCAUCAUCAAGGUUUUUACUGCUGAACAACCCCAAGAAAUACGCUCAAGACACGUCAGCGAUCCAUUCGGCUCAGUCCGAAACCUGAAUCAAACUUUAUUUAAGUGACAGUGCGGAGGGAACAAAUGCAGGUGAGAGCUCAUGAUGACAGGGUGAUGUCAUCAGCAGGUUUCAGGCAGUGUUUUAAUGUUUUAAUGGGCAGAAAAAUUAGUGAUUUUAGGAACUAAUUCCUCAGACGUUUCCUCUCCGACUCCUGCUGGACUUCAUCAGGUGCAGGAACUCGUGAACGUGUGUUUAACACAUCUGGACUGUUGAUCUGCAGCUGUUUCCUCUUCCAUGUUUGAAACCGCCGCCACAGACUGAGCGAAGGCCUCAGUUUGACGCUGACUGACACCAGAGCUGAACGUUUAUCAUGUUGUCCUGUUAAACCUCGUUGUGGAUCUAAAGGGGAAACGCUGAGCGAUGAAACGUUCGUCACAGAUAGUUUGAUUCGAACAGUGUCAACGUGUUUCGGGGUGAUUUCUUCCUUCCUGUGUGAGUGCAGCCAACAGUCUGCUGUCUGUAGAGUUUUUUAACCCCGAGUGUAUUUGCUCUGCGGUGCUAUUUGCUGUCUAACAACUAUCUAGGAAAAAGCUCCUGGUCGUGUUUGAAUGUAUUUGUAAACGUUUAGGUGUGUUUUCUAAAGACGAGCACUAGAAUCAGACCGUUCUGGACCAGCUGAGACCUGGUUCUGAGCUGGAUGGACUCACACACACACACACACACACACACACACUGAAGGACAAACUGCUGAGCACUUUUAUUCGAGGAUGGAGGGACGAAUGGACCAAUGGAGGGUUCAUGUUGAUGAUGUAAACCUGCCAUGUGCAGCCAGUUAAUACUGAUCUAACACACCUGUACAGUCACCUGUGGAUACAGUGAUUGGUUUUAGUUUGUGAAUAAAGUGUCGAAUGCCAAAAUGUA